AUGCACAAAAUUUACUUACUUGACGGUCAACUGCCUGAAGAUGCAACUUAGAAAUUUACUUAAAAGAGAAGUAUUCUUCGCAAUUCUAUAAUUCUUUCACUUGGACUUGCAAUUUCUUAUGCCAUAUUUUCUCAACCCCAAAAUUCUGCUACAAACUCGGCUAAUGGUACUCAGUCUCUAUGGUUACAUGAACCCAAGAAUAUAUUUUAAUGGAGUGAUGCAAUAGAUUCUUCAAAUUUAAGUUAAAUAGUUGACAUCUUAUCCUCUCCAUCAGGAGAUCUGUUUGGAAUCACAGUAAAUGAAAGCAAUUAUAGAUCAGUCUAUAAAUUCAACAUUCUAGAUGGGAAAUGGUCUCCAUUCGAAUUAUAAUAAAUUUAAAUAAAAGAUAUCAAGUUUGAUAAAGCUGGAAAUCUCUACCCACUUGAUACCUAGGGAAAUUUGUAUGCAAAAUCAUAUGAUUAUUAUUAUGUUCUACUUAAAGAGAUUUUGGAUUUUGAAUUUACAUCACAAGGAUAAAUCCAAGCGAUAUCUUCUGCUACUAAACCUUAAGAUUCUGAUAGUAAAUUUUAUAAGAAGCUAGAAAUAGGAAGAACUAAUUACAUUCUUUAUUCACCUUAGAGUUUAUCAAAAAUUGCAAUCAGUAAUGACAAACUUAUCUUUGUUGAUGAAAAUAGCACAAUAAUAGGAUAUGGCAACAAAUGUAUCAAAGACCUCACUUCAGGAGUAGAUGGCAGCCUAUGGGCCUUGAGUUGCAAAUAAAAUAGUGAAUUAACUGAUUACUAGCUUAUCAAUUGGGACCCAAUAAGUAAAAAAUGGCUAGAAAUCAACAACACAUUCGGUGUCAAGAUUGCAGCAUUCAACGAAAUAUCAAUUUCAAUCCUCAAUUCUUUAGGAUAAAUUAGAAUUUCUACAGAUAAAAAUAGAUAUAAUAAUGUUGAAUUUUAUGAAAAUUUACUAAGACCAUAACUUUUUGAAGACUCAGUGAUAUUAAACUCCACAAAUCUUGGCUUUGUUCAAGAUCUUGUAUCUAAGAAAAAUGUCUUCUCAAAACUUUGUUACAGAGCAACAAUUAACGGAUUUUAAGCUGAAAAAUUCCACAAAGGCUGUGACUAUCAAGGCGCUUCAUUGACAAUAUUGAAGUCAAGCAAAGGCAGAAUAGCAGGAGCUUAUACAUCAAAUUCCUUCAUUUAAAAUUCAUACUUUGUAAAGGAUGAGAAGGCUUUUAUUUUCUCAUCUGAUCUCUAAGUGGUUAUCCCAAUUAAAAUCUAAAAUCCAGAUAAUGCUCACCUUGGUGGAACUUCAACCGGUCCCACUUUUGGAUAUGGUAGAGAUUUAUAUGUUUGCUCAAAUUCAAAUAUCGUUGCAGACAGCUACAGCAAUUUAGGAAGUACUUAUUAGCUUCCUUAAGGAUUAGAAUAAGAUAGCAUUGAAGCAAAAACUUACCUCUUUGGAGAAGAGAAAUUCUUGCUAUCAGAAAUCGAGGUAUACAUUCUUAUUUGA
Stylonychia lemnae is the source of this 1500-nucleotide messenger RNA. The record is from the annotation of a GenBank genome assembly. NCBI's taxonomy places the organism in Eukaryota, Ciliophora, Spirotrichea, Sporadotrichida, Oxytrichidae.